CUCAUCUGGUAUGCACCCUCCAGUUGCUUCUGCACCUUGGCGUGGAUUACCCGAAGCUUGUCCUUGGUCUGCAUUCCGGCCAUUUCAUGGUCGAUCAGAGACCUGAGUCGUCUGGCUAGUUGGUAGCUGGAACCGUUGAGGAACAUGUGAUGGCCGAAUACGGUGAUGAACGGCGCUUCCCCUGUGGCUGAGUUGACGGUGUUUCGGAUGGCCACCUCAAUCUCCGGCAAAUGUGCGUCCCAUUCCCGGUGAUCUUCGUCCAAGAAGCUGAGAAUUGCGGCCAAGACGUUCCGGUGUACCCUCUCCGCGGCAUUGCUCUGUGACGCCUUGGAUACGAACUGUUUGCCGUUGUCCGAAUGUAUCGCCUCAGGCACCCCAAACUUGUUUACCAGGAAAUUUACAACGUUCGACGCCGUCGCUUCCUUCAUCGCCUUUAAGAAGGUGUACUUGGAGAAAUGGUCCACCACGAUGAAUAUCCAGGCGUGUCCGCUCUUGGACCUCGGAUACUUGCCCAGGAAAUCGAUGUACAGUUUCUGGAAUGGCCUCUCCGUCUCAAACCCUGUUCCGAUUCCAACCUGCAUCCGGAAGCUUGGCGCUUUGGAUUCCUUGCACACCUCGCAACCCCGGACGUAUUCCCGUACCUGGAUAGUCAUUCCUGGCCAAUAGAACUGGCGUCGCAGGGUCUCCAAGGUCUUCGUCACCCCACCAUGGCCAGCCUUGGGGUCCGAAUGAGCACGCUCUACCAAGGUGUGCGUCAGGUUUUGCGGAAUCCACAACUUCCAUUCGGAUCCUUCCAAUUCCUCGUCCAUCUUCGGAUUACUCAUGCGCUUGAAGAUGAGUCCGCCGUCCACCUUGAGGUCCGUCCUCCGCAGCAAAAUCGGUCGUCUCGAAUCCCAGUAACUCCGUUGGAUCUAUCCGGACUUCCUCGAUGAUGCGGGAUAGCGUUCUCGCUGCCUUUGCGAUGUUCAAUGCUGAAAUCGUAGCCCUGCAGCUGGAGAGACCACCUUGCGAGUCGUCCGGACAGAUGCUUCACUGUCAUCAACCACUUAAGGCUGGCGUGAUCAGUGAUGCAUGUGAAGGGCAUCCCUUCCACAUACGGUCUGAACUUCCGAAUAGCUAGGAUGGCCGCCAGACAUUCCUUUUCCGUGACCGAGUAGUUAACCUGGUGUUUGUUCAUCUUGGCCGAGAAGAACGCGAUGGGCUGCUCGUCUCCGUCCUGGUUCCGCUGAAACAAUACCGCGCCGACGCCAACGUGGGAUGUGUCGCACUGGAUGUUUAAAUGAUUCCUGAAAUCCGCAUGAACCAGGACCGGCGCGCUCAUCAAGGCCAACUUCAGGUCAUCCACUGCCUGGGUGGUGCCUUCUUCAAGGACUCGGAGAGUGGUGCGACUAGCGUAGCAAAGUUCUUGACGAACCUUCGAUACCAUCCUGCUGUGCCGAGGAAGGCACGUACUUCCUUCAUGGAUUUCGGGUAAGGCAUCUUCUGGAUUGCCGAAACACGUUCAGGAUCCACCCGCAGCAGUCCACCUCCGACUAUAAACCCUAGGUAAGUCAAAGAUUUGAAGCAAAACUUCGACUUCUUUAACCCUAUGGUCAAUCCGGCUGAUUUCAGACUGUGGGCUACUCGACGCAAGUAUUUCAAGUGCGUCUGAAAAUCUAGAGCGAGGAUUAGCAGGUCGUCCAAGUAGAGGAAGACGUUGGAUCUGAGAUCCGCUGGUAUCACCCGAUCCAUGAGCCGCACCAAGCGUUGUGCCGCGUUGCACAGCCCGAAUGGCAUCAUUCGAAACUGGUACAACGGCCUGCCUGGAACCGUGAACGCAGUAUACUCCUGGCUUCUCUCAUCCAGUUCAAUCUGCCAAAACGCAAACUUCAGGUCUACGCUUGAGAUGUAAUGCGUCUGAUCUAUCC
This is a messenger RNA of Drosophila subpulchrella, 1907 nucleotides long. RefSeq lists its product as uncharacterized. Lineage: Eukaryota; Metazoa; Arthropoda; Insecta; Diptera; Drosophilidae. Bases 456 to 932 code for a protein of 158 amino acids. The transcript is spliced from 3 exons. The record is from RefSeq and is a predicted model, not a curated record.